This is a messenger RNA of Cryphonectria parasitica EP155, 877 nucleotides long. RefSeq lists its product as uncharacterized. Bases 42 to 323 code for a protein of 93 amino acids. Lineage: Eukaryota; Fungi; Ascomycota; Sordariomycetes; Diaporthales; Cryphonectriaceae. The record is from RefSeq and is a predicted model, not a curated record. The transcript has a single exon.
UCAACUGCGUUGACCAAUAUUUUGUUCUCACCAGUUAUGGUAUGGCCUUUUUUUGUUUUUAUCUUUUCUCUUUUCCUACUUCCCUUUCCUUAUCUUCUGGCAGCCCUGCUCUCCUGUUCAUCCCGAAUUCUAGACGAGCCUUAUGGCUAGCGCAAAUAAGGGGCAACGCUGCCGACUUUGACGUUAUCUUUGAACUUGAGGACCUCGGUUUACCGUCUCCGUCCCAGUCUUCGUCAUUAACUUUGAUCGUUCCCCUGCAAGCGGCCCAGCUGUUUGCACGCUAUCAAGGCAGAGGCUGGGGGUGUUGUGUCCGCCUUGAGUAGUUUUCCACUUCUCCAGCUUCCUCCGAGCUCUAGUUUUGUUCUUGGCCCUGCUUUUUUUUUUCUUCACUGCUGACAGCAUCUAUCCCGCCCCUAGAGGGUGGACCCGAUAUCUUGCAUAUUCCUGCAGUCCAAGUGGAUUCCAUCACGGCGGUCUCCGCCAAUACGACGCGUCCCCUAUCGUCUAUCAUUUGGCCUUGUCAACCUUCUCCCCAUGUCCAAGUCAGCCCGCCACCCACCACUAGCCCCACGAAUCCUACGCAAGUAAUUUUUCUCAACAGGCCGUCCUCUCUUGUGUACAUAUAUGUAUAUCUAUAUAUAUUAUGGACUAGGUCUUUGUCCCGGGGGGGAAAUAUGACUUCUUUUCUUCUAACCUUUGUUGUUCCUCAGCCAGCAGCAGCUUGUUUCGUCCCCAGCUGUUGAGACCUUGAGUGUUCAGCGGGUCGGAGUCGUCUUUCCCUUCUCGUUUCCAGCCAGCGUUAUACCCGGUAAUCAGCAUGCGUUUCCUGUCUAUAGCGGCUUCAGCGCUGCUGGCCGUUGGCCAGAUGGCCAGCGCU